AUGCAACGAACACCUUUUGUUGAUGUUAUCUCCAGACCACGUAUCCUUCCCAGGGAAAACGACUUCCUCUAUCGCAUUGGUUUGCCAGAGCCAGGCAGGCAGACCACACAACAAGAAGCACACCGGCUUUCCUCCCGAACUCCGGCGCCACAGCCGUUCACGCAGACAACUUUUCAAGUGCCCUCAGGCUGUAGAGACUGGGGCGCGUUGGAUCCGAUGCAACUUGGAAUUAAAGUUAGUAGCGAUGUCGUACACCUGAAUACAUCCGAACAGUCUGGGACUUGGUACGCCUCGCCACUACAAUUUGCUGAUGGUGAGCGUACCACACAUUUGAACCUGUGCGGCGUCGACACGACGCCAUUGGACAGAAAACCGGGGAAGUUUACGCCGUUAUACACGAGGUCGAAGUGUGAACUAGUUACAGGUUUUCACUGCAAGCGUCGAUGCGCAGUCAACGCCGAAGACUACAGAUGGUUGAAACCUGCUGUGACGUCACUGGUGAGAAAAAAGCGUCGACCUUAUUCGCAGACACAGAUUCUAGGUUUGGAAUCGGAGUUCAUCAUAAACUCAUACCUGGAACGAGGACGUAGCACCGUUCUCGCAAAAUCGUUGAAUUUGACCGAACGACAAGUCAAGAUAUGGUUUCAAAAUCGAAGAAUGAAGGAAAAGCGAAUGUUCAUGCGGGAAAAGUUGACUAAUUCAAAAAUAUGA
Molecule: messenger RNA, 711 nt
Organism: Saccoglossus kowalevskii
Lineage: Eukaryota; Metazoa; Hemichordata; Enteropneusta; Harrimaniidae
Product: homeobox protein Hox-A9
Biological process (GO): regulation of DNA-templated transcription
Molecular function (GO): DNA-binding transcription factor activity, RNA polymerase II-specific; DNA binding
Source: RefSeq, a predicted model, not a curated record